Molecule: messenger RNA, 1756 nt
Organism: Octodon degus (degu)
Lineage: Eukaryota; Metazoa; Chordata; Mammalia; Rodentia; Octodontidae
Gene: Meiosin
Product: basic helix-loop-helix and HMG-box containing 1
Exons: 13
Coding region: 1-1734 (577 amino acids)
Source: RefSeq, a predicted model, not a curated record
AUGGACAUUGAGAGCCAGAUCUUGUCCCAAAACAGGAAUCAGAAGAAAAACCACACCACCCAACUGCAGGAGCUGGCCUUGCUGAUACCGGUGACCCUGAAGACUGGUGCCAAGAAGCUCACCAAGAAGGAGAUUCUGCUGCAUGUCCUGCACUACAUACAGUACCUUCAGAGAGCCAUCAAUGUGGUCAAGGCCCUCCUCAAAUUCUACCUCAGCAAUGAGGAAGGUGGACUUGAGGGACUGGGCUGGAAUCCAGCCCCAGGCCCAGCCAGGCAGAGACACUCCACCCCACCCAGCUCUCAAUGCUCUCAGAACUCCCACCUUUGGGGGGCCUAUCAGAAACCCCGGAAGAAGAAGCUGACCCGAACAGCAUCAGAACUGCAGACCGGGUCCCAGAAGUCUCGCCGAUUUCUGGCUCUGGACACACCUAAGAAGCUGGUGACAUUCUCCGAUCAGAAAGAAGAAAACAUGGGAAGGACCACCACCCCUCCAAGGUGCCCUGAUGCCUGUGAUCCCCCCAAGACUGCCCUGGCCUCGUCUCAAGAAGGAGAUGGAGAUGGAGAAGCGGGAGCCCAGUUGAUACUGCUGAAUUUGGCCGAUGACAUCAACUUGGAUGACAUCACAAGCUACUGUUUUCCAAAUGAGCUCCAGGAGGAUGAGCCUGGCCCUGCCGUUGAGAAUGCGAGCAGGGAUAGAAUGAUCUGUUUCCUCGAUGAGACACCGUUCUAUCCCAGGCAGCAGAUGAUCUCCUAUGAGUCCAGUGAGGAGGACAAGGAAAUCCGAGGUGCUGACCCUUGGCUUCCUGUCUGUACCCCAGAGAGCUCCCAAGAGAGCCUACUGGCCUUAUCACCUGCCCAGGUCCCUACCUGGAAUGCGACAGACCACCCGAGCAAGAUCCUAGGACUCAGCCCUUCCUUCUUCAGUUCCCUGAAUGAAGAGCUGCCACAACACAUCUUGGAGGAUGACAGUAUGUUUUUGACCCAAGGUCUCCUUGAAGACGUGCUCCUGGAUCCCAUGUCCCCACCGUCUGCCUGCAUGCUUGUGGAUCCCCAGCAGGAUGCCCUCGCGAAGGCCCCCGAAGUCUCCCCUGACUUCUAUAGCCGAUGCCAGGCCUCAGUCUCCUUGGACCACUGCUACCUUUCGAAGAGCGAAACCAACAGGGCACUGUCUGGCCCCAACUGUGACACUGACACAGAUUCCCCGCUGGAAAACGAAGAGGUGAGAGGGAUGGACUCACAGGCCGAGAGCUUGCAGUCCUCCAGUGAGGAGGAGGAUGAGGACGACACGGACACAUGGAGCCCCACCCAGCGGCCCACCCUGUCUACCGCUGGGAGGAAGGGCAGUAAGGUCCCAGCCAGCAAGGUCCCCGUGAAGCCCAAAGAGAACAAGAAAGCCCCCUGUGCUCCCCAGGUGAAGAAGAAGUGUGUCAACGGCUUCAUCAUGUUCUGCAGGAUGAACCGGAAACCGUAUAUCCGAGCCUGCCCUGGGACAGCAUCUACAGUAGCCACCAAGGAGCUGGCCCAGCUGUGGCGGGUGAUGACUCCGAAGGAGCGGAAACCAUACUGUGUCAAGGCUCGAAGGUUCAGCCGCCAGCACAACCGCAUCGUGAAGCAGGACAGCUCCGACAGUGAGGACGAAGCUGGGGAGAUCCCCAAGCCCUUCCACCAGCUGCUGGCUGAGAAACUGGGAGCUGCCCAGGACCCAGAUGAGCCCUCAGCCCCUCAGCAUGACUGAGGGCAGAUGCCCUGCGCAGCUC